ACCUGAAAACGCAGCGCAGUUCAUCGUGAAGAAGGACAAGAAGUAGAAGAAGAGAGCCAACGCGCAUCUCCACUCUCAUACUUAAACUUCGGCGUCUCGCGACCGGGCCACGAUGAAGACCUUGCUGGCGACGAAGGGCGUUGCCUCUCUCUUCCUGACGCAGCUCAUCGUCGUUGUUUUUUCCUUGGCUGACGCUGCUGCUGCCUACGAUAAUAAAGUCGAUCUCGAAGCCUCCAGCCACACGGGCGACUGCCCCUUGAGUCGUAUCGAACUGGAUCUCGGAGACCUCAUGUCGAGUGUCAACGUCACUCUUAAGGGCCUGGAGAGCUUGUUCGGGCCUCUCACCGAGGGCGAAGGAGUCUACGUCGCCUCCCUCGACGGAUCAGCGGCCCAGAACCACCUGGUCAGCCUCCUGGUGAAGAAGAUGGAAGCGGAGAACGAGCAGCUGAGGGCGAGGAUCUCGGAUCUCGAGGUCGAGAAGUCGAGGAUCAGCUCUCGAGUCAUUGAGUGGAACGAGGAGUACUCGACCAGGGGAGACCAGAAGCAGAUGUCGGAGGUCCCUUGCUAUUCCUUGCAGUGGCCUCGAGAUUGCCAGGAUCUCUUCCAUCAGGGGAAAAACGUCAGCGGAAUCUACACGAUCUAUCCACAAAAGUGUGGCUUCGUGGGCAAAAGCGUCCGUGUCUGGUGUGACAUGGAGGGAGAAGAUGGCGGCUGGACCACCAUUUUGCUUAGGAGGAAGCGCGAGCAACAAGUCGACUUCAACAAGGGCUGGCGGUAUUACAGGCUCGGGUUUGGCGACCCAGAGACAGAAUACUGGAUAGGCAACGACUUUCUUCACAAGAUGACCAGCGAGAGAAUGCAGAUGCUUCGAGUGGACAUGAAGGACUGGAAUGAAAAUGCAGUUUAUGCUGAGUACAGCAGCUUCAUGGUGGACAAUGCCGACUGGGAAUAUCGACUGCACGUUGGAGGGUACUCGGGAACCGCUGGGGACUCCCUGACCUACCAUAGCGGAAUGCUCUUCUCGACGCCUGAUAGGGAUAAUGACAAACAUGGCAGUGUCCACUGUGCAGCCGACCGGAAGAGUGGCUUUUGGUAUAAUGGCUGCGAACACACGGGUCCCACCAACCCAAUUCUGCCCUCGUCAGUGACCGAAAAGGGUCUGCAUUGGCACCACUGGUAUAACAAUCGUCAGACGCUGAAGCAGAUGUCUUUCAAGAUCAAACCAGCCUCUUGCCUUGCAUAAUACGAUAUUCAGAAGUCGGAGGACCGCUGACAAGCCACAGGUGUGGCAGAGAAGAAGCGAUAUCUCCAAGAAUAUUCUCAGUCCAACAUCAUUACCCUGCGGCAUCCCUUCAUUCAACCCCCCUAGCUGAACCCACAUUCUGGCAGCCUUUUACUUUACCUCCAUUCCCGCUUCCUUUCAUCAGUUAUAGCAGCCUCUCUAAACUUGAUUUCCUUUUGCCUCUGUGGGUUUACCUCCCAGUUCCUCCUUAAGAUGAUUGUACUUUGUCCCCCUUUACUUUGUGGAUCUCGUUAAUCUUCUUGUCCCUCUUUUCUAGCCUAAAUUUCAUAACUCCAGAUCAUUCCAAGAAUAAUCUGCCUCAUUCUGAGGUUAUCAGUUUGUUCCUCCAAUUUCUUAUAUUGAAAAUUUUCUAGUAAUGUACUGACUUAAGUCUUAAUAAAGUUUGUGCACA
This is a messenger RNA of Macrobrachium nipponense, 1694 nucleotides long. Its product is annotated as techylectin-5A-like. The record is from RefSeq and is a predicted model, not a curated record. The transcript has 6 exons. Bases 113 to 1243 code for a protein of 376 amino acids. Lineage: Eukaryota; Metazoa; Arthropoda; Malacostraca; Decapoda; Palaemonidae.